AUGUUGUGUAUGUGUGCCUUGAAUUACCAGGAUGAUCUGGCAGCGAUGACGUCAGAUAAGAAGAUGGAGUCGAAAGGCACCCAGAUCCACUUGCCGCUGAUCAGCCGCGGUAGCCGCGGAGAGAUUAGCGACAAAGUCACUUUCUCACAGGUGAAGUCGCCGCCGGAACAGCUCAAUAAUGGACAAGUUUUGGGGGGCUCACAAAUUAAUUUGUGCAACGGUGGAGCUGGAGCCAUGGCUCUGGUCCCGAAGAUUCCCAACGGUUCUGCGUGCCAGAAGAAACCAAUGGCCACCCUCACACAUCUGCCGAAGCGACCGCCUGUGGACAUAGAAUUCUCAGAUCUCUCUUACUCAGUUAGUGAAGGAAGAAAGCGAGGGUAUAAAACUCUACUGAAGUGCAUCAAUGGUACAUUCAGGUCCAGUGAAUUGACAGCUAUUAUGGGACCAUCGGGUGCCGGGAAAAGUACCCUUAUGAAUAUCCUUGCUGGAUACAAAACCUCAAACGUGAGUGGCUCAAUUCUGAUCAACGGCAAAGAAAGGAAUCUUCGACGCUUCAGGAAGUUAUCCUGCUAUAUCAUGCAGGACGACUGUCUCCUGCCCCACUUGACAGUCCGAGAAGCAAUGACGGUGUCCGCAAACCUCAAACUCGGCAAAGACAUGACUGUCAACGACAAGAAGAUUGUCAUAGACGAAAUCCUUGUUAUGUUAAGUCUAAAAGAAGCGGAAGACACGCGAACAAUCAAUCUAUCUGGCGGUCAGAGGAAGCGGCUUUCCAUCGCUUUGGAGUUGGUUAAUAAUCCUCCGGUGAUGUUCUUUGAUGAGCCGACGUCGGGUUUGGACAGUUCUUCUUGUUUCCAGUGUAUAUCAUUGCUAAAGUCUCUAGCUAGAGGUGGAAGAACCAUCAUAUGUACGAUACAUCAGCCCUCUGCGAGGCUGUUUGAGAUGUUUGACAAUUUGUACACGUUGGCGGAAGGACAGUGUAUAUAUCAGGGUUCUGUUAAGGAUCUGGUUCCUUUCAUGUCGACGAUGGGCCUGCAUUGUCCCAGUUACCACAAUCCAGCUGAUUACGUAAUGGAAGUGGCGACGGGUGAACACGGCGAGUGGGUUCAUAAGCUGGUGCUAGCCGUAAAGAAGCCUGAACGGCCUCACGCCUCUGCUUCUGCCUCCAAUUGUGUCUACAACAACCUGGCUAAGAACAACAUUCAGAAGGAGGCCUUGGAGAUUGUUAUCGACAAGCCCACCUGCACAGUGCUAGAUCUCUCAAGCUCGGAACCAGCUGCCGAGAAACCGCCGAUUCCAAACUCGAACAACCUUGCGCCAGUCACCUGUACCACGUCUCUUCUCGAUUCCAACGAGAGCUUCAACAAGAAACCCCAACACACCGGCUUUCCAACGUCGGGGUGGAAGCAGUUUUGGAUCUUAUUGAAGCGGACUUUCAAGAGCAUUAUAAGAGAUCCAACACUCACACAUUUAAGGCUAAUUUCGCAUACAGUCGUCGGCUUGCUUAUUGGAAUGCUGUAUUAUGAUAUUGGAAUGGAUGCUGCAAAUGUACAGAGCAAUGCUGGAUGUAUUUUCUUCACUGUGAUGUUUACAAUGUUUACUGCUAUGAUGCCUACUAUUUUAACAUUCCCAAUGGAGAUGAGUGUGUUUGUGAGGGAGCACCUGAAUUAUUGGUAUUCACUCAAAGCGUUCUACUUCGCUAAGACGAUAGCGGACUUGCCUUUUCAGAUCGUGUUUAGCGGCGUCUACGUAAUAAUCGUGUACUUUAUGACGAGUCAGCCGAUGGAGUUGGAUCGGAUAUUAAAGUUCGCGGCCGUUAAUAUCCUCACGGCGCUGGUCGCCCAGUCCCUAGGCCUUCUCAUUGGAGCCGCUAUGAAGAUUGAAACGGGGGGUCUAUCUCGGGCCCGUGACUACAAUCCCAGUGGUCCUAUUCUCAGUUACAUUCGAUACGGAUUCGAAGGAGCCAUGCUAUCCGUAUAUGGCUACGACAGAGAAAAACUCAAAUGCUCCAUCGACUUCUGCCAUUACCGAAAGCCGAGCCAAUUCCUCAAAUAUAUGAGCAUGAAUGACGCAAACUUUUGGGUAGACAUCGGUGCUCUCACCGUGUUCUUUAUCGGUAUUAGAAUAAUCUCCUAUCUAGUUCUAAGAUUCAAGUUAAAAAUGAUGCAGUAG
This is a messenger RNA of Pieris macdunnoughi, 2172 nucleotides long. The record is from the annotation of a GenBank genome assembly. Lineage: Eukaryota; Metazoa; Arthropoda; Insecta; Lepidoptera; Pieridae.